GAUCUACUGCGUCGGUUACUACACUGGGAACACCAUCAAACAACACCCUGGCUGAACAGCACAAACCGACGCGCAGCGGCAUGAGCACCACACCGAAGGCAUCGAAUAUCGGCUUCUUCAAACGCUUUCACAGUCAAACAAUGCAAACGGAUACCGCUGGAGCACCUCCCCAACGUCAGCCCACGACGCCGCGUACACUCGUAGAACAGACGAGCGACAGACACACAGCACUACACGCAACAAGAGAUAAAACGAAAUGCCAGCCGGCAGUUCAAAUUGACUAUAAAACUCUUGGUGUGCAAUCACGUCAGGAUGACCAUAACAUACUAAGCGGCCAAAGUGCUUCAAUGCCCGACAGGAAAGCGAACACUCAGACCACGGACAUGAUAGAGGCGACCAACUUCGCUGUCCGCCACAGAUCAAUGUCCAUGCCAACACCUCCCAGCAUAACCCUGAACAGGCCACAUGCCCCAAACCCAACCCACCACCACUCAGAAAUAGAGCGUCAAACCCCAACCUCGAACGACGAAGCACCACCGCCGUCUUCCCUUCCCAGCGAAGACUCAUCCACAUCCUCACCUGAGCACAGUCCAUUACCAUCGCCAACUUACUCGCAAUAUUCGGCGAUGCCGAAUGAGGACGCAGACGCUAGCACAGCAGCAGGAGCGUCGCACAGAGAGGAACCGAACCCAAGACGACCGCACCAUGAAACCGAGGACGACGCAUUCGCGUUCGCAGCGGACAUCCUCAGAUCGAUAGAACCCGAAGACUUGCGAAACCAAGAGCAGGAAGAAGGAGGCAUUUCACUCGACCCAACACAGCGAAGUGAGACCUGCACAGGACGGUUGGCAAGAGCAGCAUCCAUCAGCCCAGAACCAUCCACUGGACGCGAUCCGUCCCAGGGAAGCUACACCAACAUUAGCGACACUACUGGAGAGCCCAGCAGCCUGGCUCAUGCAUCCGAAGAUGACGAAAGCGACGGACUCGAAACGGCCAGCGAGGCUAGCAACAGCUACCAGUCCUCCGUUCACACUACCUCACAAGAGGCACAUGAACCGGAAGACGAUCUUCAGGG
This is a messenger RNA of Zasmidium cellare ATCC 36951, 1075 nucleotides long. RefSeq lists its product as uncharacterized. The transcript is spliced from 2 exons. Lineage: Eukaryota; Fungi; Ascomycota; Dothideomycetes; Mycosphaerellales; Mycosphaerellaceae. The annotation marks the transcript as partial. The record is from RefSeq and is a predicted model, not a curated record.